Eimeria maxima is the source of this 603-nucleotide messenger RNA. Its product is annotated as ATPase, AFG1 family domain-containing protein, putative. The record is from RefSeq and is a predicted model, not a curated record. Gene Ontology annotation, molecular function: ATP hydrolysis activity; ATP binding. Gene Ontology annotation, cellular component: cytoplasm; mitochondrion; chloroplast. Lineage: Eukaryota; Apicomplexa; Conoidasida; Eucoccidiorida; Eimeriidae. The transcript has 7 exons. The coding region runs from base 1 to 603 and encodes 200 amino acids.
AUGCAGCUGCUUUUACCCGGAGGGGCCCCCCCUAUGGGUCUGCUGCUACGCCGUUGCUGCAGCAGCUGCAGCAACAGCAGCAACAUCAGCAGCAGCAUCAUCAUCAACACCGAUGCAGUAGAGGCAGAAGAAAUAAGUCAUCCAAAUACAUUUAACACUAAUGAGGAAUUAUACACCCAAAACCCUCAACAGCAGGGGGCUUCCUCAUUUGGAUCUCUGUGGAGUCGCUUCUUUCCUCGUUUAAAGGCAGACCCUCCUCCACGUAGCGAAGCUGCGUAUACACCCGAAAACCCUAAUCCAAGAAUAAAGGGUUUAUAUAUAUGGGGAGGAGUAGGGCAAGGAAAGACGAUGAUCUUAGAUGCUUUUUAUGAGUGUUUAUCCAUAAAAGAUAAAGUUAGGGUUCAUUUCCAUCAAUUUAUGCUUAAUGUACAUCAGGAACUCCAUCGUGUUAAGCAGCAACAGCCACCCGUUGCAGACCCUCUGAUGGAGGUAGCGAGGAAGAUAAGAUCUUCUGCUAAAGUUCUUUGCUUCGAUGAAUUCCAGGUUGUACACAUAACCGACGCCAUGAUCAUGAAACGCCUCUUCGAGGGUUUGUUCUCGUAG